Amaranthus tricolor (Joseph's coat) is the source of this 1401-nucleotide messenger RNA. RefSeq names its product arginase 2, chloroplastic/mitochondrial-like. The transcript is spliced from 7 exons. The record is from RefSeq and is a predicted model, not a curated record. Gene Ontology annotation, molecular function: agmatinase activity; metal ion binding. NCBI's taxonomy places the organism in Eukaryota, Viridiplantae, Streptophyta, Magnoliopsida, Caryophyllales, Amaranthaceae. The coding region runs from base 199 to 1284 and encodes 361 amino acids.
AUUAUAUCGGAUUAGCAAUCGAAUCAGUUUUACCAGGCCUAUAUACAGAACAACUAAUUAAAUUAAACAAUUUACUCAAAGAGUAAGCACAUAAAAUUUUCUAUAAAAACAUGAAGCAAUGGCUACUUCUACUUCAUAAACUUCAUUCCUAGCUCCAACUUUCUCACUUUGUUCUUACCACUUUGUCUUUAACAUUCAAUGCCGUCAUUGUUUGUUGUGUCUUCUCUGCUUGCUUCCAACUUAGCAUCCCUUCCGUCUAAAGUAGUCAUGCAGCAAGUCGUAAGGAGAGGUAUUCAUUACUGGAGGAGUUUGAAUGCUGCACAUCUUCCUAAUGAUAUGGUCGAAAAGGGCCAAAACCGAGUGAUGGAUGCUUCCCUCACUCUCAUUCGUGAAAGGGCAAAGCUCCAAGGGGAGCUAGUACGGCGUGAAGGAGGUGCUAAAGCAGUAAGUACACUCCUUGGAGUACCUUUGGGCCAUAAUUCUUCAUUUCUUCAGGGGCCAGCUUUUGCACCUCCAUUUAUUAGGGAGGCUAUUUGGUGCGGAAGCACAAAUAAUACUACGGAAGAAGGCAUAGAAAUAGACAACCCUCUAGUCCUGGCAGAUGUUGGUGAUCUUCAUGUUCAAGAGAUCAGAGCUUGUGGCGUGGAUGAUAGUAGAUUGAUGGACAUUGUCUGUGAGUCGGUCAAGAUUGUAAUGGAAGAAGAACCUCUGCGCCCUUUAGUAUUAGGUGGUGACCAUUCACUAUCUUACCCAAUUGUAAAAGCUAUUUCUGAAAAGCUUGGAGGACCUGUAGAUAUUCUACAUCUUGAUGCUCAUCCAGAUAUCUAUAAUGAGUUUGAAGGAAACAGAUAUUCUCAUGCGUCUUCUUUUGCUCGUAUAAUGGAAGGCGGUUAUGCACAUAGGCUGUUGCAGGUAGGUCUAAGAUCUAUAAACUAUGAAGGACGUGAGCAGGGAAAAAAGUUUGGCGUCGAGCAACAUGAAAUGCGAAAUUAUUCAAAAGAACGCGAGUACUUGGAAAGUCUGAAACUGGGGGACGGAGCAAAGGGUGUCUACAUAUCAAUUGAUGUAGAUUGUCUUGAUCCCGGAUUUGCGCAUGGUGUGUCGCAUUUUGAGCCAGGAGGUCUGUCUUUCCGCGAUGUUCUCAACAUUUUGCAUAAUCUUCAGGGUGAUAUCGUGGGUGCAGAUGUGGUUGAAUAUAAUCCACAACGCGACACUGCUGAUUUUAUGACUGCUAUGGUUGCUGCUAAAUUUGCAAGGGAACUUGCUGCAAAAAUGUCUAAGUGACUAUGUUCACUAGCAUGAAACUAAAUAAUAAGACUGUAUUAGUUAGUAGUUAUAUAGUCUAAAUAAUGCCAAAUGCGUGCAACUAUGGUACAGUUUAUGAAAGCAUGAUUUUAAGAU